Molecule: messenger RNA, 2710 nt
Organism: Antechinus flavipes (yellow-footed antechinus)
Lineage: Eukaryota; Metazoa; Chordata; Mammalia; Dasyuromorphia; Dasyuridae
Gene: MGAT2
Product: alpha-1,6-mannosyl-glycoprotein 2-beta-N-acetylglucosaminyltransferase
Exons: 1
Coding region: 1222-2571 (449 amino acids)
Biological process (GO): oligosaccharide biosynthetic process; protein N-linked glycosylation
Cellular component (GO): Golgi membrane; Golgi stack
Molecular function (GO): alpha-1,6-mannosylglycoprotein 2-beta-N-acetylglucosaminyltransferase activity
Source: RefSeq, a predicted model, not a curated record
GAUGAAGAAACAAAUUCAGAAACAGACUCCUCAAAGUCACAAGAAUAUAACUGUAUAAGGUACAAAUUGGAAAACGAAAAACAAUUUAGGAAGUAAAUGAUCGAGCAGAGAGUCAAUCCUUAUCCUAUGACUCAUAAGUUUCUUGAAGAGGUGGCACCUGAUUGUAACUUUUAAAACGAGAAAAGCCCAAACGCUAAAUGUAUUUUUAUUUCAUUUUUUUAUCCAUCAAAGAAAGCCGAGGACUGGGUUUUUAAUUGUUCUCGUGCCCUUACACUUUCUCAUUUCUGAUGCCUUUUCAGAAGUCCAGAGAUGCCACAUUCCUACUACACUCAUACAAGUUUCCCCAGAAACUAGGCUUUCAAAGAUGACGUGUCAUUGUUGCAAAAUAUCAGCGACAAAGCCAAGAAGGCCCUCAUCUUAGUAUUCCGUCACUUCAUCGUGUGGGUUCCCAGAACAGGUUUCAUCCAUCUGAAAUAGAAUGCUCCCCUCAGCCCGGCUCCUAUGCAAAUACUACCUGGGUACCUGCGCUCCAACUCAUCACCUCGCGCCUGACGGGAAGGGGCGGGACGACUAAAACUGAAUGACGGUGCUCCUGCCUAAUGGGUACAGGAGGCCGGUUAAGGCGUCGUGAGACGUGACAGAAAGGAACCAACCAGGAGGCAAGGAGGCGGGGCGUGGGGCCGGAGGCCGAGACGUUCGCCAGCUGUGUCACAAUCUACGCCGCCUAGGCUCGAACCCAGCUGCCACCUGCGUCGCUCCGCUGCCAGCAAGGAGAGGGGGCUGCGCGAGAAUGAGCGCGGAAGAAGCGCAGGCUGGCUCGGCGUGCCGGAGAAGAGCUGGGUGAAGGUACUGAAACUGGCGCGCUCCUACUGGACCCUCUAUGCUGAAUGGCGAGAGCACAGAGCACCGAGAGCCGGGUCUCUUAGCGGCCGUGUAGCUGCUGUUGCUGCUGCUGAAAAGGAGAAUGGGCCGCACCGAAGCGGCGUGGAGCCGCUGAGGACCGCUGAGGCUGCGGCUCCGUUGCUUCGGGCCUCGAGACGGCCCCAGUGCCCAUCUCCCAUCGGGCCAGGGAUGAGUUAGCCCGGGGGAUUGAAGGGAGCUUGGUGCUGCUACGGGCGGGGAUUACGGCGGUCCAGCGCGCUAGCCGAAGCUAAGGUUCCCCGCGUUCGGAAGCCACUAGCUAGCCCGCUCCCUAUUCCCCGCCCCGCGACCUCGGGGACCAUGAGGUUCCGCAUCUACAAGCGGAAGGUGCUGAUUCUGACGCUGGUGGUGGCUGCCUGCGGCUUCGUCUUUUGGAACAGUAACGGGCGGCAGCGGAAGAAUGAGGCCUUCGCCGGUUCGGCGUCUGCUCCGGCGCGGGUUGCAGGCCCAGGCGAUCUCCGCAGAUUUCCCAACGGUACGGCAGCCCCGCCGCCCGAGGUGGACAACAUGACACUGGUGUACCGGUCGCUAGUGUAUCAGGUGAACUUUGACCAGACGCUGAGAAACGCGGCGUCUGGGGGAGCGGGAGCGGCGGGAGCUGGCGGCGAAAAGGCCGGCGGCGGUGCUGCCGGGGACCCCGCGCAACUGGAGCCGGAGCUUGUGCUGGUGGUCCAGGUGCACAACCGGCCCGACUACCUCAAGCUGCUACUGGACUCGCUUCGCAGAGUCCAGGGCAUAGGUAACCUCUUAGUCAUCUUUAGCCACGAUUUUUGGUCGGCCGAGAUCAAUCAGCUGAUCGCCGGAAUAGAUUUCUGCCCAGUGCUGCAGGUCUUUUUCCCUUUCAGCAUCCAGCUGUAUCCCAACGAGUUCCCCGGCAAUGACCCCAAAGAUUGUCCCCGAGACUUGCAGAAGAAAGCAGCUUUGAAAAUGGGCUGCAUCAAUGCGGAAUAUCCGGACUCCUUCGGCCAUUACCGAGAGGCCAAGUUUUCUCAGACCAAACACCACUGGUGGUGGAAGCUGCAUUUCGUUUGGGAGAGGGUCAAGAUUCUCCAUAAUUAUGCUGGUCUUAUAGUUUUUCUGGAGGAGGAUCACUAUUUAUCCCCAGACUUUUUUCACGUGCUCAAAAAAAUGUGGAAAUUGAAACCGCAGGAAUGCCCUGAGUGUGAUGUGCUCUCCCUGGGGUCCUAUUCUGUUAGUCGAAGUUUCUUUGGCAAAGCAGACAAGGUGGAAGUGAAAACUUGGAAAUCUACGGAGCACAAUAUGGGCCUAGUGUUGACUCGAGAUACAUAUGAGAAACUGAUUGAGUGCACAGAUACUUUCUGUACUUAUGAUGAUUAUAACUGGGACUGGACUCUUCAAUAUUUGACUACAACUUGUCUUAAAAAUUUCUGGAAAGUCAUGGUUCCUGAAGUUCCUAGGAUUUAUCAUGCUGGAGACUGUGGUAUGCACCACAAGGAUCCCUGUAGACCAUCCACCCAGAGUGCCCAAAUUGAAUUGCUCUUAAACAAAAACAAACAGUAUCUGUUUCCUAAAAGUCUAAGUAUCAUUAAAAAAUAUGCUUUGGCUCCUCUCCUCCCACAUGGGAAAAAUGGAGGGUGGGGAGAUAUUAGGGACCAUGAACUCUGUAAAAGUUAUAGAAGACUGCAGUGAGAACUGCAAAAAUAAAAAUGACAGUUUUUAAAACUUGGGAUCUUUUUGGUCUAAAGGACACAAAACUGUAUAAAAUGAUUUAGGAAUUGGUUUCUGCUUUAAUACAAAUAAACAUUCUUGUUGAAAGUGUUGAAAAAAA